AUGGAUGAUGCUCUUUCAGGGGAAGACGACCUGGAAACUGCUGUUGAGACAGUGAUACAGCUGACGGAACUACUGAAGCUUGGAGGCUUCAACUUGAGGAAAUGGAGCUCCAAUGAUCCUCGGAUUCUGGCUCACUUGCCGGAUGAACUGAAGGAAUUCGCGCCGGAAACUGAAAUCGACGAUUCCGGAAACAUAAAAACGCUAGGUUUGUUGUGGUCACACGUCACCGAUGAAUUUGGAUUCAAAAUCCCAUCGCUUCCGCCCUCGAACAAGGUCUCCAAACGAGUGGUGGCCUCCGAGAUGGCACAGUUAUUCGACCCGCUCGGGCUGGUCGGAUCAGUGGUGAUGAGUGCCAAAAUGUUUAUUCAGAAGCUGUGGGCGAUAGGAAUUCCUUGGGAUGAUGACCUUCCCGAGAACCUACGAGCUUGGUGGCUGCGUUUCCGUGAAGAAAUUCCGCAAUUAGCAGACCUGAAGAUUCCACGCCGAGUUCUCGCGAACGACUUCAACAGCUACGCAAUGCAUUGCUUCUGCGAUGCUUCCGACCACGGCUACGGCGCCUGUGUCUACGUGGUUUCGUCGAAUGGGGCUGGAGAUCACUACAGCCAACUUCUCAUAGCCAAAUCGAGAGUCGCACCACUGCGUGGACUUACAACACCGAAACUUGAACUCUGUGCUGCUUUGUUAGGAUGUCAGCUGCUGGAUCAAGUCCGAAGCACGACUAGAUUCACCGGAGUAGUGACGUUCUGGUCGGAUUCCAGUAUAGUUCUACACUGGAUUCAGAUCGCCGCCUACCGUUUGGAAGGUGCCAAUCCGGCGGACAGGAUAUCUCGUGGAGUUUUACCGUCCGAAAUACUCGAAGAUUCGCUGUGGUGGCAUGGGCCUAACUUUCUCGUUCAGGCCGUCGAAACUUGGCCUGAAGACAUCGUAUCACUCACUCGUGAAGAACAAGAAGUUCGUGAUGUGGAAGCUCGCCAGGUGGUUACCUUCGCGGUGACCCACGUGGAUCACUCGAUCAUCCAUCGAUACUCGGAUCUUGGAAGGUUGCUUCGGGUAGUUAGUUACUGCUUCCGAUUCUGUCGAAACGCUCUAAGUCCGCAAAAUCAUCGCAAAGUCGGUCCUCUUCAGCCGUCCGAAGUGGACUACUCACUGAAAUCGCUCAUUCGUUCCGUCCAAAGUACAGAAUUCCCAGAAGAAAUUCGCUGCCUCUCGGCGAAUCCUCAGCGGCGACUGACCAGCAAGGACCGGAAACUCCAAUCGUCGUUCAAGUCGCUCAACCCGUUUCUGGACAACACUGGCCUCCUACGGAUAGGAGGACGCUUGGCAAAGCUGUCAGCCUCUUUGGAUACCAGAGCACCAAUUCUUCUACCGGCCAAACAUCAUCUGUCUUGGCUAAUCGCUCGCUCCCUCCAUCUAAGGACUCUUCAUGGAGGACCAACCUUGCUACUGGCUACCAUUCGGCAAAGAUUCUGGCCUCUGCGUGGACGCGAUCUCGUUCGUAAAGUCGUUCGGCAGUGUGUGACCUGCUUCCGCUGCGCCCCGAAGCCGACGGAGCAGUUCAUGGCUCCUCUACCGUCUGUGCGAAUCACGCCGGCACGAGUGUUCGCGAAUAGUGGUAUGGACUACUGUGGGCCCUUCGGUAUUCGUCCGUUAGUUGGAAGGGGAGCAAACGUGAAAAUGUACGUCGCCGUGUUCGUUUGUAUGGUGGUGAAGGCGGUACACCUCGAGGUAGUCACCGACCUUACGUCCGUCGCGUGUAUCAAUGCGGUGAAGCGGUUCAUCGCACGUCGCGGUCGCGUAGUGAAUUUGUAUUGCGACAACUCGACAGCAUUCGUCGGCGCUGAUCGAGAACUGAAGCAGCUACGUCGACAGUACCUUCAGCAGUAUUCGACAGAACAGUGGAAUGGAUACUGCCUGGAGAGUGGAAUAACGUUCCACUUUAUCCCUCCUCGUUCCCCCCACCAUGGUGGCCUGUGGGAAGCGGGGGUCAAAUCGUUUAAACACCACCUGCGUAGAAUCCUUGGCAGUCGAUCUUUCACGUUGGAGGAGUUCAACACUACAGUGGCGCAAAUCGAAAGUAUGCUGAACUCCCGCCCUCUGUCGCCACUGUCUAGUCACCCGCAGGAUCUGUCCAGCCUAACUCCCGGUCACUUCCUUGUGGGCGAACCUUUGUUCUCUAUUCCAGAGCCCGACUACACCUCACAUCCUGUUGGUCGGCUCAACCGUUACCAGGAGAUGAAGCGCAGUGUCCAGGAUUUCUGGAAACGCUGGGCACGAGAGUACGUCAGCGAGCUCCAUCAGCGCUCAAAGUGGCAACGUGUGCGGGACGAAGUGAAGGUGGGAUCCCUGGUCCUGCUAAAGCAAGAAAGUCUUCCACCACUCGAAUGGAACUUGGGUCGUGUCGUAGCGGUAUCACCAGGAUCGGACGGCCAUGUUCGGGUCGUCGAUGUUCGUACCGCGAAGGGGAUCUACACACGAGCAGUGACUGAAGUCUUUCUGCUACCUGUCGAGGAACCAGUCGUUGAAAUGCCCGAUGCGGAUCAGGAGGAUAGACCAAUCGGUCCGGAAGCGAAGGCGUCUGUCGGAGAUCUUUGA
Molecule: messenger RNA, 2592 nt
Organism: Aedes albopictus (Asian tiger mosquito)
Lineage: Eukaryota; Metazoa; Arthropoda; Insecta; Diptera; Culicidae
Exons: 2
Coding region: 1-2592 (863 amino acids)
Biological process (GO): DNA integration
Molecular function (GO): nucleic acid binding
Source: RefSeq, a predicted model, not a curated record